Messenger RNA from Thunnus maccoyii (southern bluefin tuna), 4115 nucleotides. RefSeq names its product SPARC-like 1 (gene sparcl1). Gene Ontology annotation, biological process: anatomical structure development. Gene Ontology annotation, molecular function: extracellular matrix binding; calcium ion binding; collagen binding. NCBI's taxonomy places the organism in Eukaryota, Metazoa, Chordata, Actinopteri, Scombriformes, Scombridae. The transcript has 11 exons. The record is from RefSeq and is a predicted model, not a curated record. The coding region runs from base 16 to 2268 and encodes 750 amino acids.
UGUGUGUAUGUGUGCAUGAAGCAUGCCAGUUUGAGAGGACAGUGUGAGCGCUGUCUUGAAUACAAAAGGACAUCUUCACAUCAGGUUCAACACAGGCACACACUGGUAUUUUGUGCGGAGUUCUCAUUUCUCUUGCAACUAUCAGCCUCAGGUAUGAGGGCCUGCUUAGUAUUCAUUUGCUUACUGGCAGCAACAUUUGCCUUGUCUGUAAAAAGCAAACCUCAUGGAAAACACCAUGGAUUGCAUAAGACUUCCCACAAAGCCAAAGAAAAGGACAUUAUCACAGAGGAGGCCAACAAGGCACAGAUCUUACCCACUUUAGUCACGUUUGAGGCCAGCAGCCAGGAGCAGGAAGAUGAGGAACUGAGCUCUGAGGACAACGCUAAUGCUAAGAAGGAUGGAGAGAUUGAGAUGAGAGAAAGGAGUGAUAAAAGUACAGCAGUCCUGCUGAGUGAGGAGGAACUGGUAGACCUCCUGAAGAAGGAGGCAGAAGAAGAGGAAGAAGCAGAAAAAAGAGAGCUGGAAGAAGAUGUGGAGGCAGACAAAGGCAAAAAGGAGUCUGGUGAGGCUGUGGGGAUGACUGAGGAUGAGGAAGCUGAGGGGCAGGAGAAGAAGUUGGGUGACAACUUGGAAAUGGAGGAAGACAGCGAAGAAGUGACAGAGAAGGAGGAGGUGAAGGAAGAGAGCGCGGAAGAUGCUGAAAUGUUGGAGGAAGAAGAUCAGCUGGAGGAGGUGGUGGAGAAGAUGUCACCCAAGGAAAAGGAGCAAGAGUCUGUCAGCAAAGUGGAUGAUAGAGAAGAAGAAGAAAGGGUGUUGCUGGAGGAAACAGAUGGCAGCACAGACUCAGAGAUCCCAGUCGAUCUCGACUACGCUGCGGAUAGCAGCAUUUUACCUUUACAUAUUUUUUCAGCUAAGGUAAAACCCCACAAUGAUGACGACCAGCCUAUUUCAAAAACAGAUGUUCCAGAUGCUAAAGACAAGGAAAUCAGUGAGAAAGGACUCCCUCACCCACCCUCCAUUGCAGAUGAUUAUGAACAAGGCAUACAAAACACAGAAGCAUUGGACAGUGAGGAAUCAUCUGACCAGGAUGACCUUGAAGAAGGAAAAAACGACCAUGGCAAAGACUCCCAGGCUAAAUCUGAAGAAAGAAAUGGUGAUAAGAAAGUACCAAAGGUGGACAUGGACUCUCAAGAACCAAAGAGCAGCAUGGACCUUGAAUCUGGGUCACGACUGGCUGGAAAGGAGGAAGAGAAGAGUAAGAAUGACAGUGGAAGUCACACCAAGGGAAAGACAAGGAAGGAAAAGAAGAACCAGAGGGCAAGGAAGCACUCACCACAGAGGGAGGAAACACAAUCAGGACAGGAGCAGAGCGAAGAGGAUCCUCAGGAGUCUGAGGACAGCAGCAUCGACAAUACAGUCCACAAGGCAAAGAGAAGGAGGGCAGGAAAAUGGGGUCCUUUAGUUGGUAUGAAUCCAGUGCAGAUAAGAGCCACAGUGGAUCUCUACCCAAGUUCCAGGCCCUCUCUUGGUGGAGGCAUACAUCACCCAGAAGCCCCUGCCGAUCCAUGUGAUAACUUCCGCUGCAAACGUGGAAAGACGUGUAAACUUGAUGCAGACAAUAAGCCAGGCUGUAUGUGUCAAGAACCAUCAGAGUGUCCUCCCAGUGUGAAUGAAUUUGAUAAUGUCUGUGGGACAGACAACAAAACAUAUGAUACAUCGUGUGAGCUCUUUGCUACCAAAUGCAACCUGGAGGGCACCAAGAAAGGACACAGACUUCAUCUGGACUACACCGGGCCAUGCAAAUUAAUACUUCCAUGCGUGGAUACUGAGCUGGUCCAGUUCCCUCUACGAAUGAGGGAUUGGCUGAAAAACGUGCUGCUGCAGCUAUAUGAACAUGACUCCAUGUCUCCUGGCUUCCUCACUCCUAAACAGCGUUUCAGAGUGAAGAAAAUCUUUGAGAGUGAGAGGCGUCUUCAUGCAGGCGAUCACUCUGUUGAGCUGCUUGCACAGGACUUUGAGAAGAACUAUAACAUGUACAUCUACCCAGUGCACUGGCAGUUUGCUCAACUGGACCAACACCCUUCUGACAGAUUCCUGUCCCACUCAGAGCUGGCACCUCUCAGGGUCCCUCUGGUGCCAAUGGAGCACUGCACCUCCCGCUUCUUCCAGGAGUGUGAUGCUGACAAGGACAAGCAGGUGUCCUUUACAGAAUGGACUUCCUGUUUUGGUAUCAAGGAUGAUGAUAUCGAUGUCAACCUGCUAUUCUAAAGUUCAUUUUGUACCUCAUCCAUUACACCAGCUUGUGGAAGCUGCUCCAACAGGGCAGCUUGAGACAGAAGCCUCUGUGUUACUGGUACAGAUGAAAGAAAUUCAUUUUUACCUCCUGCUAUAGAGGGCGAGUGUUGGUGGUCAUUGGUGUUUCUUUAUGUCAGGCUAAGCUUGGACAUUUGAUCCUGUUCUAUAAUUUAGACGCAGCUGGUAGAAAAAAAAAUAGAAUAUCAGAAAGAGUUAUGUUUAGCCAGUUUUAUAUAAAAUCUGUUUUCUAAAGCAUUCCAAACUGGGGAAAAGUUUACAACAGCUCAUUAGUUGAAAUAGUAUUGUACAGUAUACAGUGCCAGGCUUCACAUGAACUGUUCAUGUAUGUUAGAGUGAUUUAGUGCAGAAUUACUCUUUAAAUAAAAGUUAAAUGGAUAAUUUCAGACCCCUGUGUUACACUAGAAAAUGUAAAACAAUAACUGUGUUGCUUACUUUUGUUGCGAUUGCUGUAAAUGUUUGUCUUUGCAUCUUGUGUUUCAUUAUAGCUCUAAUUAAAGCUCUAUGGAAAGCAAUGGAUUCACAGUAUAAUGACAUAGAAUAUGUUAGUGCACCCUGCUGUUAAUGAUGGUUAUGACCUGUGUUUCUCUACAGUCCUGAAAUAAAGUUAUUACAUCAUAUUGGUGGAUCCCAUAGACCCCAAAAGGCCCUGGGAAACAUCAGUUUGUGCUUUAAUAUCAUGUUUUAUUCGCGGGUCGGUCUUCCUGAUGUCACCAUGACAUGAAGAAAAAUGAAAAUAUGACACUUGCAACAAUGGUUUUGAAAAUGCAAGUCACUGAUACCUGGUUUGGGUUAGCCACAUAAUCCUGAAUAAUGGCCCUCUGUAUGGCAACAAAGCAAAAAAUAGCCUAGCAGCACGGUCAUGAUGAUUACAGUGACUUGUUGUUCUGAGAUAAAGCACUGGACUCUGAUUGGACCUGUCUUAGAGAUGGUUGAAUCUGACGCUCUCUAUAUAAGCGAAGAGAGGGACGGCUCUUCACCUGUCGACCGUCUGCUGUUACAUGAGAUCAAACAUGUUUUGCAUACUGUGGGUGAUCUUUCAGACUUUGGCUGUUGUGGUGGAGGGUGGUGUGUCUUCAGGGAGUGCGGAGGCACUCGCCAAUGCAGGAGUGAAUAAUAAUGGGGCAGCAGGUGGCAACAAUGCCAACCCUGGUGCUCAAAAUGGGGUCCCACUGAAUGGUGAACCCCUUUUGGCACAGUUAGUCCAACUUGAUGGGUCAUUUUUCAUCCAGCCAGUCAGGAACCAAAUAGGUCAGGCACCUGUGCAGCAGCUGAUUCCUACUGGAGCUCUCCAACAAGGUGGGCCAUUUCUUGUGGGUCAUGCAGUUGGAGCCAAUGUGAAUCCACAGGGGCAGGUGGCUCAGGUUGCCGGGGGUGGGCCGGUCAUGCUGUUUGCUGUGCUGCCACAGAGAAAUGCUGCAGGAAACCCACAGGGUGCCUUGUUGACUCCCGGCCAAGUGCAGCUGAUCUUGGUAGCCGGACUGAACAACCAGCAACAGCCAGGCGCUGCUGGUGGAAGGGCGGCUGGCAGAGCGAGGUUCCAGCGUUCAGUGGCAGCUCGCCUCAGGAGGACACAGUCUCCGGUGAUGAAGGUGAAGGCAGCUGAAGAAGAGGAAGAAUGCUCUGGAAUGGAGACUGAGGACAAUCAAGCAAAAUGAGACCACACAGCUGUCAGACAUCACAGAUAUCUCAUGAUUCAUUCUUCAGUUCUGAUCCUGUCUCAUUACUAACUGUUCAUGCAUGUGUGUUAUCUUUAUGAAUCAUUGUCAUCAUAUCUAAUCACCAAUAAAUGGUUGAAGUCA